Messenger RNA from Octopus bimaculoides (California two-spot octopus), 2654 nucleotides. RefSeq lists its product as uncharacterized. Gene Ontology annotation, biological process: regulation of transcription by RNA polymerase II. The record is from RefSeq and is a predicted model, not a curated record. Lineage: Eukaryota; Metazoa; Mollusca; Cephalopoda; Octopoda; Octopodidae. Gene Ontology annotation, molecular function: RNA polymerase II cis-regulatory region sequence-specific DNA binding; DNA-binding transcription factor activity, RNA polymerase II-specific. Gene Ontology annotation, cellular component: transcription regulator complex; PcG protein complex; nucleus.
CGAUUUCACUUCCAAACCAGUUUUUCUUCCUUGUUUGUGUUAUGUCUCUCUUCCAGCAAUAUUCACCUUUAUAAAACAUUUCCGUAUUUAAUAACGAAACCACUUAUAUCUGUCCGUAUUGUAUGUUUUUGUCAACAUUAACUGACUUAUCACCCAACCCUCCAUCGCACGAUAUAACCGGAAAAAUUGAAUGAUUCCAACCAAACAUCAAUAUUAAAUAAUUGCCGGAUAAUCGAGAAAGCUCUCUCAAAUUAUCAAAUGACAUUUGUGGUUAUAGGAUUGCUUACAGCAGAAUCAUCAUACAUCAUCAAUAUUGAUCAUCUUUUGAAGAUUACUUAAGUGAUAUAAUCUGCUUAUAUAAAUCUCUGGUGAAUUAGUGAAAUAUUUCUUCUGAAUGGUGAUUAAUAGCAAAAUUUUUUCUUGGAAUGUUUAGAUGAUAAAACUAAACUUGGACAAAUUUACAAAGGAGUUUUCAGCCUCUUCAAAUCUCAACAUAGAUCAGAAUUGAUGAAAAUAUAACAGCAGAAAUAUUUGUUACAAAUAAUAUGUGAGUGAGGAGAAAAAUAGAAUAAACAUAUUUAUUUAAGUGUGACUGUGUGGUAAGAAGUUUGCUUCCCAACGACAUGGUUCCAGGUUUAGUCCCACUGUGUGGCACUUUGAGCAAGUAAUUUCUACUGUAGCCCGAGGCCAACCAAAGCCUUCAUUUGACUAAAACCCCACAAGGCAGUGCCUCAGCAUGACUUCUGUCCAAUGUCUGAAACAAAUGAUAUUUUAGCAAGAGAAGAAAAAUUAUGGAAAAUAAAUUAUGUGAGGACACAGUUGAAUUUAAAACAGAAUUCAAACCUAUUGAUUUUCCUGAUAAUAUAAAGAAAGAGAAAAACGAGACACCUUCUCUAUGCAACAUUUGUGGUAGGUCGUUCUCUGAAAAAGAUCACCUCACUAAUCAUAAAUGUAUUCACACAGGAGAGAGGCCAUAUCAUUGUGAUGUCUGUGGUAAGUCAUUCUGUCAAAAAGUUCAUUUAACUGUUCAUGUACGCGUCCAUACAGGAGAGAAACCUUAUCACUGUGAUGUCUGUGGUAAAUCAUUCUCUGUAGGAAGUACCUUAACAAAACACAAACGCAUUCAUACAGGAGAGAAACCAUAUCACUGUGAUGUCUGUGGUAAAUCAUUCUCUGGAAGUAGCGACUUAACUCAACAUAAACACUUUCAUACGGGUGAGAGACCAUAUCGUUGUAAUGUGUGCGGAAAAUCAUUUUCAAAAAGUCCACACUUAACUGUACAUAAACGUAUUCACACAGGAGAGAAACCGUAUCAGUGUGAUAUCUGUGGUAAAUCAUUCUCUGGAAGUAGUCCCUUAGUAAUUCAUAAACGUGUUCAUACAGGAGAGAAGCCAUAUCACUGUGAUAUCUGUGAUAAAUCGUUCUCCCAAAGUACACAUUUGACUGUCCAUAGAAAUAGUCACACAGGAGAAAAACCAUAUCAGUGUGAUAUCUGUGGUAAAUCAUUCUCAAAAAAUCCAUACUUAACUAUACAUAAACGUAUUCACACAGGAGAAAAACCAUAUCAGUGUGAUAUCUGUGGUAAGUCAUUCCCUGGCAGUAGUGCCUUAGCUACUCAUAAGCGUGUUCACACAGGAGAGAAACCAUAUCAGUGCGAUGUUUGUGGUAAACCAUUCUCACAAAGUGCACACCUAACUGUACAUAGACUUAUUCACACAGGAGAAAAACCAUAUCAUUGUGAUAUCUGUGGUAAAUCAUUCUCAAAAAAUAAAUAUUUAAAUCACCUCACUAAUCAUAAAUGUAUUCACACAGGAGAGAGGCCAUAUCAUUGUGAUGUCUGUGGUAAGUCAUUCUGUCAAAAAGUUAAUUUAACUGUUCAUGUACGCGUCCAUACAGGAGAGAAACCUUAUCACUGUGAUGUCUGUGGUAAAUCAUUCUCUGUAGGAAGUACCUUAACAAAACACAAACGCAUUCAUACAGGAGAGAAACCAUAUCACUGUGAUGUCUGUGGUAAAUCAUUCUCUGGAAGUAGCAACUUAACUCAACAUAAGCUCUUUCAUACAGGUGAGAAACCAUAUCACUGUGAUGUGUGCGGCAAAUCAUUUUCAAAAAGUCCACACUUAACUGUACAUAAACGUGUUCACACAGGAGAGAAACCGUAUCAGUGUGAUAUCUGUGGUAAAUCAUUCCCUGGAAGUGGUCCCUUAAUAAUUCAUAAACGUGUUCAUACAGGAGAGAAGCCAUAUCACUGCGAUAUUUGUGGUAAAUCGUUCUCCCAAAGUACACAUUUGACUGUCCAUAGAAAUAGUCACACAGGAGAAAAACCAUAUCAGUGUGAUAUCUGUGGUAAAUCAUUCUCAAAAAGUCCAUACUUAACUAUACAUAAACGUAUUCACACAGGAGAAAAACCAUAUCAGUGUGAUAUCUGUGGUAAGUUAUUCCCUGGAAGUAGUGCCUUAACCACUCAUAAGCGUAUUCAUACAGGAGAGAAACAAUAUCACUGCAUUGUUUGUGGUAAAUCGUUCACGCAAAGUGCGCAAUUGACUGUACAUAGACGCGUUCAUACAGGAGAAAGACCAUAUCAGUGUGAUAUCUGUGGUAAAUCAUUCUCAAAAAAUAAAUAUUUAAGUACUCAUAGAUGUAUUCACACAGAA